Molecule: messenger RNA, 3918 nt
Organism: Exophiala aquamarina CBS 119918
Lineage: Eukaryota; Fungi; Ascomycota; Eurotiomycetes; Chaetothyriales; Herpotrichiellaceae
Exons: 2
Coding region: 1-3918 (1305 amino acids)
Source: RefSeq, a predicted model, not a curated record
AUGUCGCUGGAGGAGAAGUUGUCUAAGAUCAAGUCUCCCAAUCUACAGAGUCAACAACAUACUGCUGUUGUGCUCACUUCCAUCGAAGAGACUCUGCGAGAUCAAAAAACGAAAUUCACGACGACCGCUUACUUUGCCGCCCUUCUUGCCCUCCUGAAACAGUCCGCUCCAGAUUCACAGCAAGCAAACGACAACGAGAUCGUCACCUCCACCAUAUAUCUUCUCGACCUGGUCACUUCCCACGUUUCUUCGAGUCUGCUUCGCACACAAUUCGGUACCAUCCUCACUCUUCUCGCACCCUACCUAAGCUCUUCUACAACCAACGCCCCUCUGUUGCGAUCAACGAUAGGAUGCCUGGAGUCACUUCUAAAAGCGCAGGAUAAUGCAGCAUGGAGCCUCCCACAGAGCCAGACAAGCCCACGCCAGGCAAUUCCCGUCCUUCUGACUCUGGCGAUCGACCCCCGGCCGAAAAUCAGAAAAAGAGCGCUGGAAGCCUUGACCGAACUCUUGAAGAACCCUCCUCCAGGCCCAGCAAUCGACCAUCCAGCCGCGGAGCUGUGUGCAGUCGCUGCCCAAAAUAACCUUCGCAAUGCCGUUGAUUUGGUCCAGCAGGCCAGGCGACAAAAAGGUAGACCCGAUGACAGCCACGAGCCUGCCGUGAUUCAUGCCCUCCAGCUCACUAAGACAAUUGCUUCUGCCUCUGGCGGUUGGCCGAGCAAGAAGAUCGAGCCACUCUGUGAGCUCUUACUCUCCAUUUCACGCUCGAGAAAUGAUUUCUUGGUCAUGAGUGCUUUCGAGGUGUUUGAGGUCAUUUUCCAAGGAAUGCAGGACGAGGUCUCGUCGUCAAAAUUGCCACGCCUACUCGAAGCGAUUGUGGAAUUGAAGCCUCUACAGAAUGACUCGCAAUUACUGCCACCGUGGAUCGCCAUUUUGUCUCGUGGUUAUGGAACAUCCGCUCUGGUCGAGCCAGGAGAUACCUUUGCGAAGCUACCUGAGCUUUUCGAUCUGAUCUCGUCUUUCCUGACCAGUUCAUCUCACAAUAUUCGGGUCUCGGCGUCUGAGUGUUUGAUUUCGUUCUUUGCAAACUGCAUUCCGGACAGCGUCAUAUCCGACCCAUCGGUCUAUGAUGAGAAGCUGCUCGAGCAGAUAAGCAGUCGAGCACUUGGACUACUAGCGGUCAAAUUUCAAACAGCUUGGAUGGAAGUGUUUCAGUCACUGGCGGCUCUCUUCGAUGCUCUACGUUGGCGAGGUGAUCCGUACCUCCUGCCCAUUGUGAAAGCCAUCGGCGAGUUGAGAACCAACCCAGGAUUCCAAGGCAAGAAGGAGGCAGACGAGGUUCUCGGUCGUGCGAUUCGCAACCUUGGGCCGGGAGCGGUUUUAGGUGUCUUGCCUCUUAACCUUGUCGAACCUGUGCCUGGCCAACUUGGUAGAGCGUGGCUCCUCCCGCUCCUGAGAGACCACGUAUCUAACACAAGCCUAAAUCAUUUCAAGGCCGACCUAAUUCCACUCAGCGAGGCAAUGUACCAGCGGAUUAUUGACCAUGGGUCAGCAGAGAAAACCACAGAUAUCAAAGUCUUUGAGACGGUGGUCCAGCAGGUUUGGGCAACCUUUCCAGGAUACUGCGACUUGCCACUUGACUUGCAAGGUGCGCUGGACCAAUCUUUUGCAGAGCUUGUCUCCAACCUUCUCUAUAAACAGACAGAACUGCGCGUCGAUCUCUGUAGAGGUCUGCAAAAUCUUGUUGAAUCUAACCAAGCCCUCAUUGCGUCAGACCUUGACGAUGAUGUUCUCCUCCUCGAAAGACGAAUUCAGAGAUCCGAAGCUGAGAGGAACCUUCAGCAUUUAGCCCUGUUCGCAAGCAAUUUGCUUGCGGUCCUAUUCAAUGUUUACAGCCAAACAUUACCUCAAUCACGAGCCUACAUUCUGCAAUGCAUCAACAGCUAUCUCAGCAUCACACCCGAGAAGGACUUAGUUGAAACCUUUGAGCGUGUCUCGGCCAUGCUUGCGAAUGAGCUACCAAAGCCAGAUGCUCCCCUACCAAAGAAACAACCGAGCCAAACUCCUGGAAACAAACUCCCCCCCACAUCCCACACUCUUCUUGAUCUGGUCAUUGCACUUUCCGUACAUCUACCUAGGUCAACCUUUGCAUCUCUUUUCGCAAUCUCCUCCAACAUACUCACCAAUACGGCGGUCCUCAAAUCAGAUCCGCAGCUCAUUAAGAAGUCUUACAAACUCAUUCCUCGGCUGGCUACUUCCGACACUGGUGCAGAGGCGCUCAAGGUUCGCAACUCAGAAUUGCAGCAACUCAUCAUUCGCACUUCUGAGACGACUCCGGUACCUGCUCGAAGGGAUCGUAUACUUGCCAUUGAGACUCUUGUCACCUUCCUGCCCUUGAGUGACCUGCACUUUAUUCCCAGCAUUCUGAGUGAGGUCGUCAUUGCAUGCAAAGAUAGCAAUGAGAGAGCACGAACUGCAGGAUUCGAUCUGCUCAUUACUCUGACACACAAAAUCUCAGACCCAUCCAACCCGGAGGGAACAGUCAUCCGCAACAGACUUGUGUCACACAUGCCUGAUGACUCGCUCGAUGCCCCGGCUAAUCUUGAAGAAGUCUUCACGAUGGUUAGUGCUGGUCUGGCUGGUGUAGCACCCCACAUGGUUGCGGCAAGUGUUACAGCGCUGGGCCGACUCCUGUUCGAGUAUCACUCACAACUGGCCAUAAAGACAACAGAAGAACUCAUCGACACGGUGACAAUGUUCCUACAGUCAAACAAUCGCGAGAUUGUACGUGCUGUACUUGGAUUUGUGAAAGUCAUGAUUGUAGUAUUGCCCAACGAGAUGCUCGAGCCGAGGAUGCCCGCAAUUGUCCCCGGCUUGAUGGUAUGGAGCAAGGAAAACAAAGGGCGACUCAGGGCCAAAGUCAAGGGGAUCCUUGAUCGAUGCCUCCGACGAUUUGACCCCAACAAAGUUGAAAGUUGGGUCGGUGGUGAUGACCGCAAAAUGGUGGUCAACAUUCGUAAGCGGAGAGAACGAGCAAGGCGCAAGAAGAAGGGCGACGACGCAGAUGACGUCGAGGAAGAAAAUGAAGACUCGCUGGGCAAGAAGAGAUACGACAACGAAUUUGACGAGGCCGUCUACGGCUCUGAGGACAAUGACUCAGAGAUUGACGGCGAUAGUGACGCCGACGAAGAAAUGGGCGGUGUAUCCCACAAGAGACCCACUGCUAGCGGUGGUGGCCGAAGACGCAACGAGCAAUUCAUCCGGCAAGACGACGAAGAUGACGAGCCACUCGAUCUCCUAGACCCUAAAAGUAUGGGUAGCAUCUCUUCGCGGAAACUCGGUAGACUACGAGACGCCAACGAACCGCGGAAGAGAACAAAAGCCAAAGUCAACGAGGACGGCAAGCUCGUCUUCGGCGGUGCAGAGGACACUGAAGAAAAUGACGACGGCGCCGCCAUCUCUAUGGCGGGGCAGUCAGCAGCAGAGGGUGGCUCGUCAAUCAAUGCGUACCUCGACGCCGUUUCCGGCGCAGACGCCGUCCGCCGCGGCCAAAAGGGACGUCUGAAGGUCAAAUCCGGCAUGCAGAAGAAAACCAAGCUGGACACACGCGAGCGCGAGCGUUCGGAGAUGGACUUGGAUGUCGACGAGGCGCGCGAGAUCGCUAGGAAAAUCAUGGCCGGCGGUUCUGGUAUCAGGGGCAGCGCGAGUCCCAGAUCGCCGAAUGCUGCGACUGCGACUGCGACCUCGACCGGCAAGAACCAACGCAGAGCUCUGGGAGCUGAGAAGGAGAAAGGUGCGCCUCAGCGGCAGAAGUUUCGAGGUGGGAAUGGUGUGGGCAAGCGUCGUGGUGGUGGGAACGUGAGGUUUUCUAGGGGCCGGGGAGGCGGUGGAAGGGGUGGGAGAGCAGAUUCCAGGAGGUGA